UAGAGACUUAAGUGUUUAACUCAUUGCAAGUAUACCCUACUGAUACAGAGCACAGGAAAUCACCAUUGGAAGAUCACCUUAGUCUCUUCACCAUUGGAAGAUCACCUCAGUCUCUUUAAUUCCAAGCCUGCUUCUGUUGGAAUAAAGUUGCUGGCCCUGAAGUUCUUGGAAACGUUUGUAUUACUCUUUUCAUCUGACAUCGGUGAUACUGAGAAAUUAGCCACAAAAGGAAUUAGGCAAGCUGUUAAUGUCGAAUGGUUGGUUGGUGGUCACCCUCACCCUGUUCUUGAUCCAGUAGUGCUCAUAUCAGAUGCAAAUAAGACUAUUGGCAUUCUAUUAAAUUUAUUGCUGUUGGUUGGCAGUCUUCCAACUUGCUUGACUAUUACUGUUGUAAAUUGGAACAUUCUGAACAUACUGAUUUGAUUCGUGAUUUUUGAAGCUGAAGGCUUUUUCAUCAUAGUGGGCUUGCUUGUCAGUAACGUGUCAGGAUUAAGGAUCAUGGCCACACCUCCGAGGUCUCCUCCACAGUCUGAUGGUCAAUCAGAGGCCACUUUGAAGCAGAGUAGAACAACGACACGGCUUAGAACAUUGACAUUAAGAACCAUGGAUCAGCCCAGACCGGCAGUUUAUGUCGAUCCCGCUACCGGGAGAGCAUCGGGACCUAUGCGUGAAAAGUUCCAAAGCUAUCUAGGGGUAGUUGCGCGAGAAAAGAUCCCCAUUAUCCACAACAAUUGGAAAGAUGUACCUGAAACUCUUAAGGAGAUAUUGUGGAAUGACAUAUUAGCAAAGUUUGAUAUCCCAGAAGCCGCAAAGGUGAAGACGAAGGUUAUGUCUACGGUUGCGACGAGAUGGCGACAAUUUAAGUCCACAUUGACUAGCAAAUUUGUCUUUGGUAAGACUGAAGGGCAACAAGCGCAGGAUGUUGUUACAAAAUAUGGACUAGAUCCCGAAGCUUGGAAACAAUUUGAAGCAACCCGAUUGACACCUAACUGGGAGCAUGGAACAAAGACUCUGGACAUCUCUGUGUUUGGGAGUGAGGCCAGCUCUGACAACAUUGUCAGAAGUUGCCAUGCAUUCAAUGCACUCACCACAGAUAUAUGCAUGAGGUUCAUUUGCUCCAAGGAAUAAGGCUUCGUCCGGAGCGACUUUCACAUGGUUAACAAAGAAGGCUACUAUGACACCAACAUCAGAUGGACAUUGCUUUUCCAACCACAGUACCAUUUGGUCCUUAUCUGUCAACUGCCUCACCCGAUGAUGCAAAAAAUAAAAAUAUUAUUGUAUUCAUUCAUGACUUUAGCAACAUGUGUGUGUUAACAAAGAAAGAAUACAUAAAUUAUUGUUUCAUAGUAGCAACUUAAAGAGUUUAAUGCAUCUGAAUUCUGAAAUAUGAUCCCAUUCCCAGGUGC
This is a messenger RNA of Glycine soja, 1406 nucleotides long. RefSeq lists its product as uncharacterized. Bases 499 to 1128 code for a protein of 209 amino acids. The transcript has 7 exons. The record is from RefSeq and is a predicted model, not a curated record. Lineage: Eukaryota; Viridiplantae; Streptophyta; Magnoliopsida; Fabales; Fabaceae.